AUGGGGAGAACGAUCAUGGAUUAUUUGGCGAUGAAGUCCGAUCCAAUGGCAGUUGAUUUAAUUAAUUCUGAUCUCAAUGAACUCUUCAUUGUUGCUAAGCGGCUAGUGAACCACGGCGGACUAGGGUUCGGCACUUCUUUUCUAGGAUGGCUAGCCUCCUUUGCUGCCAUUUACUUGCUUAUAUUGGAUCGAACGAACUGGAGAACGAAUAUGCUGACUUCACUGUUGGUCCCAUAUAUAUUUUUCAGUCUUCCUCCUGGAUUAUUCAACUUUUUAAGAGGGGAGGUUGGGAAAUGGAUUGCUUUCAUUGCUGUUGUUCUAAGAUUGUUCUUCCCUAGACAUUUUCCAGAUUGGCUUGAGAUGUUGGGAUCGUUGAUUCUUCUUCUAGUUGUGGCUCCGGACUUCUUUGCGGAGAAAAUGAAAUAUGACGCUGGCGGAAUCGUAAUAUGUCUCGUUAUCGGGUGCUACCUUCUUCAAGAACAUAUAAGGGCUUCGGGCGGGUUUAGAAAUUCCUUCACUCAGAGCCAUGGAAUUUCUAAUACACUAGGGAUUAUCCUCUUGCUAGUAUAUCCCGUUUGGGUAUUGGUUAUCCAUUUUCUCUAGCUUAAUCGUGCGUGA
This is a messenger RNA of Impatiens glandulifera, 618 nucleotides long. RefSeq names its product cold-regulated 413 plasma membrane protein 2-like. The record is from RefSeq and is a predicted model, not a curated record. The coding region runs from base 1 to 603 and encodes 200 amino acids. NCBI's taxonomy places the organism in Eukaryota, Viridiplantae, Streptophyta, Magnoliopsida, Ericales, Balsaminaceae. The transcript has 4 exons. Gene Ontology annotation, cellular component: membrane.